GCUGGAGCUGCCCCCAGAGCGGCUCGUGAUGGCGGCGGCGCGGGCUCGGCAGCGGGAGGCGCCCGCCCAGCCCUGCGCGCCGCGCCGCUAGCGGCAGCGCCCGUGCCCGCGGCGGCCGCCCCGGCCCAUGCCCCGGGGGGAAGGGGGGCUGCAGCAGCCCGGCGAGCCGCCCACCCGCGCAGCGGGGGCAUCGCCCCCACUCGCCGCUCCUGGGAGGGCGGAAAGCAGGCAGCGGCGGCGGCGGCGGCGGCUUUGUGCGCGGCGGGCGGAUCGCAGGCCGCGGCGGCGCGGGGCUCGCCUGCUCCCGCCCCAGCCCCAUGAACCAGCCGGACGGCUCCGCUCCGGCGGCGGCGGCGGCGGCGGCGGCGGCAGCGCAGGCCGAGGAGAGCAACAGCAGCGGGAGGAGGAGCUCUUCCAGCAGGGAGUGUCUGAAGAGGAGCCCGCAGAGCCCGAAAGCCGAGGGCUCCGACUCGGUGACAUCUCAGUCCUCCCCCAGUGAAGAGGCUGGAAUGAUGACUGAGGUGAAAGUGAAGACAGAGGUACCAGAUGACUACAUCGAGGAGGUGAUCUGGCAGGAUGACACCAAAGAUUCCAAGAAGAACAUCAAGGAUGGCCCGGGGGAUGUGCCUGCAGAGAUCUGCGUGGUCAUCGGUGGCGUGCGCAACCAGCAGACGCUCGAUGGAAAAGCAGUGGAACGUGACUCUUCCGUUGGAUAUACACGAAAUCGAUAUUCAGGGACCUGGAUUUUUGACCAUGCAUUGAGAUACACGUCCGGGUCUUACGAGUGUGGAAUAUGUGGGAAGAAGUACAAGUAUUACAACUGUUUCCAGACCCAUGUGCGAGCACACAGAGACACCGAAGCUGCCUCAGGGGAAGGAGCCUCACAAGGCAGUGCCCCUCUGGCUGCGGAAAGGGAGAAGAAGCCUCUCUCCAGAGCUGUCUUUGUGCUGCCCUGGGUGGAAUCCACAGAAACAAACAAUUUUAGGUACACGUGUGACAUUUGUGGGAAAAAAUAUAAAUACUAUAGCUGCUUCCAAGAGCACAGAGACCUACAUGCCGUGGAUGUUUUUAGUGUGGAAGGGGCCCCAGAAAACCGGGCAGACCCCUAUGACCAGGCCGUCAUCGCUGCCGAUGAGGUGAAGGAGGAGGAGCCCGAACCCUUCCAGAAGAUUGGGCCAAAAACUGGCAAUUACACGUGUGAGUUCUGUGGCAAGCAGUACAAGUACUACACUCCCUACCAAGAGCACGUGGCUCUGCACGCUCCCAUCAAGUUCUCUCGAUCUCCACUCUUCGUGGCAGUGAAGACACAGACGAGCCAGUCCAGCAAAAAGUCCCCGGCAUCCAUAAACCGCUGCUCCAGCCUCCUUCACCGCGCGCCCUCUGGCGUCCCACCCGCCUCCCAGGCCCAGAUGUUCCGCGCUCCCAAUUCCGCAUCCCCAGGAAGCAAGGCCAUCACAGCAGAAAGUGCUUUCAGCAGAAGAAUGGAAGGCAAAGUGCAAAACAACUUUGAAGAAACUAACAGCAAUUCCCAGAACUCCAGUGCUGGUCAUUCGGGGACAGAAAAACCUAAAGAAAAGAGGUGUAAGCAGAACCCAUCAGAAACCGCAAGUCCCCUGAUUUCAAAUCCUUUCCCGCUUUUACAAAAGCCUUACACCUGUGGAGCUUGUGGAAUCCAGUUCCAGUUUUAUAACAAUCUCCUGGAGCACAUGCAGUCCCAUGCAGCUGACAAUGAGAACAACAUUGCCUCCAGCCAGCAGCCCAGGUCACCUCUCCCCGUGGUUGAAGAAAAGUGGAAGCCACAGCUCCAAAGAAACUCCAACAACAUGCCGGCGAGCGGCUCGGUGGGGAACAGCGCCAUCCCGGAGAAGGAGCGGCAGAACAUUGCCGAGAGGCUGCUGCGGGUCAUGUGCACUGACCUGGGCGCGCUCAGCGUGCUCAGCGGCAAGGAGUUCAUCAAGCUGGCGCAGACGCUGGUGGACAGCGGGGCCCGCUACGGCGCCUUCUCCGUCACCGAGAUCCUGGGCAACUUCAACACCCUGGCUCUGAAGCACUUGCCUCGGAUGUACAACCAGGUGAAGGUGAAAGUCACCUGCGCCCUGGGCAGCAACGCCUGCCUCGGCAUCGGGGUCACCUGCCACUCGCAGAGCGUCGGCCCUGACUCCUGCUACAUCCUCACCGCCUACCAGGUGGAAGGCAACCACAUCAAGAGCUACGUCCUGGGCAUUAAGGGCGUAGACCUUCGAGACAAUGGUGAUUUUAUCCACCACUGGGUGCAGAACGUGCUGUCGGAGUUUGUGAUGUCGGAGAUCAGGACGGUGUACGUGACGGACUGCAAAGUCAACUCCUCGGCAUUCUCCAAGGCGGGCAUGUGCCUGCGCUGCUCAGCCUGUGCCUUGAACUCGGUGGUGCAGAGUGUGCUCAACAAGAGAACGCUACAGGCUCGCAACAUGCACGAGGUCAUCGAGCUCCUGAAUGUCUGUGAAGACCUGGCAGGGUCCACAGGCCUCUCAAAGGAGACCUUUGGCUCCCUGGAAGAGACCUCCCCGCCGCCCUGCUGGAACUCGGUCACCGACUCCCUGCUGCUCGUCCACGAGCGCUACGAGCAGAUCUGUGAGUUCUACAGCAGGGCCAAGAAGAUGAACCUCAUCCAAAACCUGAACAAACACCUGCUCAGCAAUCUGGCAGCCAUCCUGGCGCCGGUGAAACAGGCCGUGAUUGAGCUGAGCAACGAGAGCCGGCCCACGCUGCAGCUGGUGCUGCCCACCUACGUCAAACUGGAGAAACUGUUCACUUCCAAAGCCAACGAUGCUGGCGUGGUCAGCAAACUCUGUCACCUCUUCUUGGAGGCGCUGAAGGAGAACUUCAAAGUUCACUCGGCACACAAGGUAGCCAUGAUCUUGGACCCUCAGCAGAAGCUGCGGCCCGUCCCGCCCUACCAGCACGAAGAGAUCAUUGGCAAGGUCUGUGAGCUGAUCAAUGAGGUGAAAGAGUCCUGGGCAGAAGAAGCAGAAUUUGAACCUUCAACCAAGAAGCCUCGUGCAGCAGGGGAGGCCACAGCAGCUCAGGAAGAAGAUUGGUUUGGGAAAAGUGAAGUCUAUGAUUAUUUGCAAGAACCUCUCUUCCAGGCCACCCCUGACCUGUUUCAGUACUGGUCGUGUGUUACCCAAAAGCAUACGAAACUAGCCAAGCUGGCCUUUUGGCUCUUAGCAGUGCCUGCUGUGGGUGCCAGGAGCGAAUGUGUAAAUAUGUGUGAGCAGGCGCUCUUGAUCAAAAGGAGGCGGCUACUCAGUCCAGAAGACAUGAACAAACUCAUGUUUUUGAAGUCCAACAUGCUUUAAGACUUUCUUUAAUUAAAACAAAACUUUAAAACACUGUUCCAAACAAAGAAAAAAAAAUUUAAGUUCUAAACACUGUGGACCUCAUUAUGAAUGCCCCUGGAAACCAAGUGCUUUUUUAUAUAUAUAUAAAAAUAUAAAUAUAUAUAAAAUUAAGUUUGAAAGGAAAGCUGAGCACGGGAGAGAGACAGCCCCCCCAGGAAUGUGCUCCUUUCCAUAGAUAGUGUGUGAACUUGACAGACUUUUUAAUGUUUUCAAGUGGGCAGACGAAUGGGAGGCUGAUGUUCUAAAGUCUUCAGGCAGCUGAGAUCUAAAGUGACUUGAAGUUUCUUUUGUUUCUCCUCCACCCCACCUUUCCUCUUGUCCCCUGGGCCAUCUUGCCAUGGAUAAUCAGACUCCAUUGACCAGACCAGUUCUGCACUGGACUUUGCUCCUUUGAAUAACUGUACACCUUGAGGGCACUUGGCUGCAGCCUUCUUGGCAUGGUGCGUGAAUCAGGGCAGCUGUGUUCCAUCAACACCGGCAUCUUUAGAAAUCAGGAAGGGAGGCUCUAAUGGUUUUGAUUUUUUAAUUUUAUUUUUAACCUUUCCAUAUCCUUUAUUUUUUCCAAAAAACAAAAGAUACUUCUCUGUCUCUACUCCCAGUUUUGAGUUUAACAUGGCAGCAAGUGAUUAUAAGUUUGAUUUCAAACUAAGAGUAAUGCUUCAUGGCAGAAACUGUCAGUAGUUGUUACGUUUCUUGGCUUUAUAUUUUUUUACAGCAGAACUUCUUUUCUGAACUCCCGGUGUUAAUUAUCUUUUCUGUGAAUUUUGUACAUCAAGUGUUCUCAGACUUGUUCUAGAGUAGUCUAUUUGCAAUUAAAUAAUGUUCUUAUGGGAACCACAGCAGUUGUUUAUGUGGCAAAGCCUAGAAACCAGGAAAAGCAAAUGGUGACAGCACAGGUGGCUGUGGGCCACCAGUGAGUUUGCCAGGUCUGCCAGAGAACCCUUGUACCUAAAGAUUUUUGUUAAAAAGUGUCUCAGUGACACACAAACCACCCUUCCCAAGGCCAAGGACAAACCAAGGUGUAUGAUUUUUCAGGGGAACAAAGCUCACCAGUUUUGUCAAACUGGGGUUUGAAGGAAGCUUAGAGAAGUGCAUGGGCUCAAAGAUCCUUCUGAAUGUAAGUGCUCCUGAUUGAGUGCAAAGAAUAUCUUCUCCUUUUUGUUUGGAAUGGUUUCCUCUAGUGGCACGAAUGUCUUUUUGAUACCUACAGUGCAUUACACUACUUGUUCUGUUGCUGACCUGUUCUGGCCAGGAAGGCCACGGGCCCCGAAACGUUCACAACGUAACUGGCUCACCCCAAAUGCAAUUAGAGAUCCCCAUAACCCCAAACCAUCUCGAUCACUCUGCUGUCCCCAAGGCCAGAGCUCCUGCAGGCACAGCUCCUGGGCUGCUGGACAGGCUCUGGCAGGUUUGGUGCCUCUUGGACAAUUCCCAACCUCUGGUGCCAAACUGCAUUUUUCACUGCUGGGACUUGUCUCCAGGAGGAAAACUGAAGCAAAUUCUUCUUUUUUCAGCAAUCUCUGGUACUUCCAGGAGCUCUUGAGCUGCAGUCCCAGUGGCGUGGGAGGGUCGGGAGGAGGGACUAGCCCUGCUGGGAGCAGGCUGGAGCCCUUCAGCAGCAUGGGGAGUUUGCUGCUGGCUGGCAAUGCAGGGGGAAACUGGAGAGCCUCUCUGCAGUGCUGCUGUUGAGCAGAUGUUAAACCAGGAUCCCACCUGCCCAGCUCUGGCUGUAAGAGAAGUUGCGAGUUGCAAGACAUGAGAAAUAGCAAACCCAAUCUCUCAGGCUUUGUGUGCAGAUGCCUUGAACCUCACAGGCACUCCCUGACACUGCACUGCCACAGGACUCAGGGGCACAGUUUGCACACUGGACCCUUCCCCACGCCAGGCUCACAAGGACAGACCUUGGCACCAGCUGUCUUGCCCUUUCCAGCCCUUUCAGCCUUCCUUUGCCUUGAGGCUGGUGUUUGGGUUGACCUCUCAGCACUGUUACUGCCAUCAGACCAAAACAGUUGUCUCCUAAAAUGUUAAGUUUUUGCCUAAAGCACACAGCCUGCCACAUGAACAGGAGCUGCCAAGGCAGAGGCUCCUGGACUCCUGAUUUCCCUGUCAGUGGCUGAUGGAGGGGUUGCCUGUAGGUUCAGCUUUCCUUCUUGCUGGUUUUGUUUUCUUCUGUACAAAUCCUGCAUGCCCAACCACCAGUGGUAGCACAGCAGUUUGCCAGGCAGGAGAAACCUGUGGCAGACAAAAAUGAGCCCUGAGGGACUGAGAUGUGUGCCAGCCCCACUGGUACCUGACAGCAGGAAAACUUGGCUGGUGCAUGUCCCCAGACAGGAUUGGCAGCACCUUACACCUUUUUGUGUGGCUCACCUGAGACCCUGAGAGCUCUUUGAUGCUCAGGGGAAGAUGCAAAACCCUUGGAUUCCUUUGGAAAGACAGUUCCAGCCCCCAGCCCUCUCUGCUAAGGGACACGUAGAUGAUUUCUGUAGGAUUUUUGAACUCAGGCUCAUGUUGUCUGUGUUAGGCAUUGAGGUUGAGAAGUGGGCAAGACAGAGUUAGCACAACUGUAAAUCCCUGGAGCUGAGAGUUGGGCAAACUGCAGGGAUUUGUGCUCAGCAGUGGUGCAGACUGAGGGUGUGCAUGCAGGAAGGCCACAGCCACCCCUACCUCCCAUCCCACCUCCCCUUUCCCUUCUCACACUGUGGGUUUGGCACCAGAGCUGGGGCUUUCUGGUGGUGCUGACCAAAGAGAGGGAUGGACUGGCCCUCUCCCCCAUCCCAAAAACUGCCCCUCUGGGGCAACUUCGGUUGUAGCUGCACUAAUGAUGGCUGUUAAGCAGUGAUGUCAAGCAGAUGAGAUUCUCCCAGACUUAAAAACUCAACAGCUGCAAAAGCAAGAGAAAACCUAAAGGCCUAAAGUGGAGCAUUGUUAGAGGUGGUGAGGAGAGGGGCUGCUUGGGCAGCCACUUCUCCAGAGACUCAGUGGAGGAAGGUCCAGCUUUUCCUGACUUGCAUAUGGCUGCAGGGUGCCCAGCUGAGAGGAGCUGUUUGUGCUGGGCCUGCUCCAGGCUCUCUCUGGGUCACUUGGGCCUCAGUUAAAGCAGAGAAGCACAUCUGGAGCACAUGCAAUUACCUUAACUGCCAAGCUUUUACUCCUCUUCCUUCUUCCUUCCUCCAGGCUUGAAUUUACAUUCUGAGGAGCAAAAGUACUUUACCAAGGUCUGAAAUUUGGAAGCUCUCAGUUCCUGCUCGGUGGUGCCCCAGAGGUGAGGAGCAGCCAGAGUGUUGGAGGGAGCAGUGCUGGUCCUGGACUGGGAGACUGCUCAGGAGAGGCUCUGAGUUUGGCCAGGGCUGUUGUGAGGUUCUGCUCCCUUUGAGCUGGGAGGAGAAGUCCUCAGAACUGGGAUCAUCCUCUGGUGGGUCAUGUUGGGAAUUUGCCUUCUGCUUAUUUGUUUUCUUUACUCUCCCUUGUGAAAUGUGUCAGGGUGCAGGAAUGGUGUGUGGCCUCCAGGCAUCCACCUGUUCCUGCUGCCGACUGUGCCUGACCUUGCAGACUCUUCCUGGCUUCACAGUUUGCUUUGGGAGCAUUCUGACCUUCAGGUGGGGAACAAGCACCACCAGGUAAACUCCAAGAGGGAAGGGCCUGUCUGAACAUCCUUGCUACUGAAGAGGGUGAGAGAGAGGCAGAGCUCUCGAGGAGGUUGUUUCUGUGUGGAUGCAGCAGCCAGGAGGUCAGGAAGGAGCUGUGUCCUGGCUCUCAGUAGGCAGUGGUUCUGUUUGGCUUGCAAACAAGCCAAACAGAACUUGGACUCGGUGUCUUGCACCUGGGUCGAGUUGAGAUGGAGGUGAACUUCCCUUUCUGUCCAAGCUCUCUGUGCUGAGGAAACUGCUGUGGGUGGAUUUGAACUGGUGCAGUCUGCAAAACUUUCUGUGAAAGCUGACUGUGGGCUCAGGUUUUGUCUAACUCAGUUGUUCCUUCAUUGCUGGUUAAGCCAGUUUAACAUUGAGCUGAACUGGUUUAAGCCUCCACACAAACCAUCUGCGCUGGUUUAUCUGUGCUUGCUGGGCAGAGAUGAUGUCCAGCAGCAGCUCAGGGAGUCGUGAUCCUUAUGUGACUUUUGCAAAUGAAUUUGCAGCAGAUGCUCUCAGACCUUGGGAAUGACUGAAAAUAGAGGGGAGAUGCUUCUGGAAAUGAUUUGACCUCUAAAUGGUGGCAUUGGAGUGUCCAGUGAGAUGGCUCAGGUGGGUUGGGUGGUUUUUCUCCAACUGUCUGCAAUAACCCAGAAGGUUUAGCAUGGGAAGGAAUUACCAAAAAUGUUUGUGUUGGUGGCUGAGUCUACUCAGAGGGACCAGUUCCACUAUGGCUGUGGUGAGCACAGGACAGGGGACUGGAACCUCCUGCUGCUCCCACAGUGCCCUGGGCAUUUCUAGGCAGCACCAUGUUACUGGUGAAUCAAAAGACAUUAAAAGAGCAGCCGGGAAGGUGCUCCAAGCUGGGAGUGCUGCUCUGGCUGAGGAGAGGCUUGGAUCUCUGAUUGCACCUCUUGGCUGAGGGAGAGGCAGGAGCUCCUGUGAGCAUUCACACAGGAAGGGACAAGCUGUUCCCUAUGGAGUAAUUAGGAGUAAAGGGAGAAAUAAAAAGAUACUAAAGGCAGAUUCUGGGAAAUCUUUUCAGGGAGGAGAACUCUGUUCCUCUGGGAGGGGUCUGUGAGGGAAGUGUGUUUUGAGCCCUGUUGUUGAAGACAAGGCUGCAGAGUGGAGCUCGCUCCAUGAAACACUUGGCUCGACCUUGCCAAGAGAGAAGGAACUGCGUGUAGGGGUGGAAAGUGCCAGGUUCCUGCCUGGAGCCCUCCAGGAGGGCUCACAGAGCCUUUUCCUCCCCAUCCUCCCACUCAUCACCAGCACCAAGCCCUUGCCAGCUCUCAGUGCAUCCAUCAGCCGGGUUCCAGCUGGGAGGGAGGUGGCAGAGGGGAAGCCGCCAGUGGAGGAGCAAAUGUCCUGUGGGAUCAGCGUGGGGAGGGUGUUCAGUGUCUGCCUGCUCCUGCUGAGCUUUCCUGUGCUACUCCAUGGUCUGGGAUCCCCUGGGAAUGCCCAGAGCCACCGGCUGAGCCCCGUGCCUGUGUCAGACCUGGCGCUGUCGCUCUGUAGCAAUAAGAACUCCCUGUGUGUGGGACUUGUCCCCUCGCAUCUCUGUCACCUCCUGAGGCUUCUGGAAGUGUCCCUGAGCAAACCCUGAGGCCCAACUGAGCUCUGUGGGACAGGCCUGGGACAGUCUGCUUAUGCUAGGCCAGAAAUGGUGAACCAAUGACAGUGGGUUGCCCUGAAAUUUAAUUGUAUCUAUUGAAUGUUUGUGGGAUUUCUGUUUAAUUUCAGGUUUAGUUUGGCUGCUUAGGAGAGUUUUGCUCACAUAGACAACAGUGUAUCCAUAGACCCUGAGGGGUUCCUUGUCCGUAGGCAGCUGCCUUGGAAUUUUUGAUCCUGAAACAAGGAAUGAUGACUGGCAGGAUUUUCUGUAGCAUCCCUGACAGUGGGACCCAGAUGAGCAGCUCAGGCUUAAUGAUGGGAAUAUUGUAGGAAUAUUGUUGAUGAGCACAUACACAUCCAUACCCUUGCUUUUUACAACCAAAGCUCCUUAAAAAGGCACUUCCAGCCUCACUGGCCUCAAAUCCUUCUUCUCACCUCCCAGGGGUUCUCGUGGCAGUCUCUGCAGUGUCUGUGGAUAGGCUGGGAUUGUUUUUUCGAGUGGGCUGGGGGUGUGGGAGAAGGGAUAACUUUUCCCCUUGCUGUGUAGAAGGACCUUCCCCCUCAAGGAAGGAGAUGUGUUCUGGAAGGAGCAGCAGAUUUAGGAGCUGUUUUCCAUGGUCCUUUGAAGCUUACUGGUACUUUAAUACUCCUUUUUUUGAAUUCUUUGAAGGAAAGCUGGUAGUGGAUGACCUGCACAGUGGUGGCAGGUGGCAGCCCAGGCUGUCAGUGGGGGGAACACUCUGCCCAGGCCGUGAGGAUUGUGCUUCACGCCAUAGCCAGACAGUGUCAUGGUGACAGCCAAACAUCAGGAGAUCCUUGUUUGCAGCCAGUCUGAAAAGAGAAGCUGUUCCUCACUCGUAAGUUCCAUUUCCCAAACCUCCUCCUGGGAGCUGAACUCUUGUUUCAUCAAGCCAAGGAUUCAAUGUUCUCCUGCCCCUCCUGGCCCUCCCUGCCCUCAGUAACUCGUGUGCAUUUCCUUCCUUUCUGUAGAUGCAGAUGUUCUAGGCAAUACCACAGAGCACCCGCGCUGCGAGUGCGACCAUGUCAUCUUUAAAAAUACAAAAAAAAAAUAUACAAAAAUAUACAAAAAAUAUCUUUUUUAGGCCAGAGUUUUCUACAGGUAUUAAUGAAUAUUUUUCUUAAUCCUUAUAAGUUUUAUGUGUUUAAUAUUUCUUAAUACCGGUAGCAUUAAUUUAUACUUUUGUAGCAACACAAUAUUUUUAUAAACCGCCACCGCUGGCUUUGUCUUCAUAACGGGAAACGUGCGGGCAGCUGGCCCCGCGCCGUACCAUGUACUGUAUUUAAAAGGUUAUCUAAUGUCACACUUGCUGUGUUAAUAAACAAAACAAAACCUG
Serinus canaria (Common canary) is the source of this 9975-nucleotide messenger RNA. It is a transcript of the gene ZNF618, whose product is annotated as zinc finger protein 618. The record is from RefSeq and is a predicted model, not a curated record. Lineage: Eukaryota; Metazoa; Chordata; Aves; Passeriformes; Fringillidae. The transcript has 18 exons. Gene Ontology annotation, molecular function: protein dimerization activity. Bases 318 to 3338 code for a protein of 1006 amino acids.